This is a messenger RNA of Episyrphus balteatus (marmalade hoverfly), 654 nucleotides long. RefSeq lists its product as uncharacterized. Lineage: Eukaryota; Metazoa; Arthropoda; Insecta; Diptera; Syrphidae. The record is from RefSeq and is a predicted model, not a curated record. The coding region runs from base 75 to 557 and encodes 160 amino acids. The transcript has 3 exons.
UUUCUAAGAUCAGUAGUAGUUUUCUGAUCUCUGCAAAAGCUAAACCAAGUUAGUGAAUAUUAAAUCAACAAAACAUGAAAGUCUUUACAUCAACAGUUGUUUUAUUCGCCAUUUUGGCCGGAUGCUAUGGAUACUCUUACAUUGUUCCAGCUAGUUUAAGCAACCCUGGAAUUUGCUUCUGGAAUGGAAAAGUUUUACCACAAGGUAACAGCCAGGUUCCCGGAGUGUGCCAAAACACCAAGUGCAAUGUUGAUGGAUCAAUCCAAAUUGAUGGAUGUGGCCCAAUUACCCUCCCCAAUUGUACCUUAAUCGUUGAUCCAACUUCAGUAGUAUCCUACCCCGAUUGCUGUGACAUGACUUACCAAUGCAUUGAUGCCGAUGGAAACAUUUACACCAAAGUAUGGAAUCAACUCUACCCCAAUGGAAAGCCUGAUGUUCAAAAAAUCAAGACCAUCAAUCUUAAACAAGCUAUUCAACAAGCUAAACUAGCUCAAGCUGAAACCCAAAAAGAAGGAAAGGUUGUUUCUCCUUUCAUCUUGCAACUUUUGUUAGUUUAAAAAUAAGAUCCUGUGAAUUACCCUUAACCAAAGUAAAAUAUUAAUUUUGUGUGUGUAAAUAACCCUAAACUCGAAAAAUAAACUUAAAUUUGUAUUA